This is a messenger RNA of Umbelopsis ramanniana AG, 1217 nucleotides long. RefSeq lists its product as uncharacterized. The record is from RefSeq and is a predicted model, not a curated record. Gene Ontology annotation, molecular function: DNA polymerase processivity factor activity; DNA binding. The transcript is spliced from 5 exons. Gene Ontology annotation, biological process: regulation of DNA replication; leading strand elongation; mismatch repair. Bases 86 to 943 code for a protein of 285 amino acids. Gene Ontology annotation, cellular component: PCNA complex. Lineage: Eukaryota; Fungi; Mucoromycota; Umbelopsidomycetes; Umbelopsidales; Umbelopsidaceae.
UUUUGGAAGAGAGGGAUUUCAAAUGCCGCGAGGUCAGUGGAUUUGAGUGACAUCACGCAUUCAUGACUGACAAAAUUUGGUGAUAAUGGACGCGUUGCCCAACGCGUCUGAUUUUUUUUUUUUCCCUUACUCCCAUCUCACAACAACAACAACAUUAGACACUAUGCUGGAAGCUCGUCUGCAACAAGCAAAGCUCUUGAAAUCCCUUCUCGAAGCCAUCAAGGAACUGGUCACAGAAUGCAACUUUGACUGCAACGACUCGGGUAUAGCGUUGCAAGCCAUGGAUAACUCACACGUUGCUUUGGUUGCAUUGUUAUUGCGCUCAGAUGGGUUCGAUCCCUACCGUUGCGACAGAAACUUGCCUCUUGGUCUCAACUUGACCAACUUGAACAAGAUUCUCAAGUGCGCUGGUAACGAUGAUAUCUUGACCUUGAAGGCUGAUGAUGGCGGUGAUACCCUCAGCUUGGUUUUCGAAAGCAAAGAUAAUGACAAGAUUUGCGAGUAUGACUUGAAGCUUAUGGAUAUCGAUAGCGAACAUUUGGGUAUUCCCGAUACCAGCUACGAUGCUAUUGUUCACAUGUCUUCAGCAGAGUUCCAACGUAUCUGCCGAGACUUGUCACAAAUCAGUGAGUCCGUCAAGAUCGAUGCUACUAAGGACGGUAUCAAGUUCUCUGGUGAGGGUGAAGUCGGUAACGGUAGCAUUACUCUCAAGCAGAACGCCAACGUUGACAAUGAGGACGAGGCUACCAGAAUUGAGCUCCAACAGAGUGUCUCCCUGACUUUCUCUCUUAAAUACCUUGCCAACUUUACUAAGGCUACCCCUCUUUCAACGCGCGUCACGUUGAGCAUGUCUAAUGAUGUUCCUUUGCUCGUUGAAUACAAGUUGGACAACCUUGGUUAUGUUAGAUACUAUCUCGCUCCUAAGAUUGGCGAGGAAAACUAAACUAUUCGCUUUUCUAUAUCACUACAUUCCAAAAAUAUUAAAUACAUCUGCCCUACGAUGGCCUUUUUUUUUUCUUUUUCCUUGGCUCCCUGUAAUUUUCGUUGGCGAGUGUACACAAUAAAAACAAAGGCCUGUGCAUGAGUACAAAAAAAAAAUCUGCAAGAUUGGGGUUGGAGGGCUACCAAAAAUUGCUGGGCCACUGUUGGGUGAGAAAAUCCAUUGGUUGCCUAUGUCACCAGGUAGUGGACGCUCCUUUCGCGUGAAAGAUGGCAAG